Messenger RNA from Pieris brassicae (large cabbage white), 572 nucleotides. RefSeq names its product 39S ribosomal protein L14, mitochondrial (gene mRpL14). The record is from RefSeq and is a predicted model, not a curated record. Gene Ontology annotation, cellular component: ribosome; mitochondrion. The coding region runs from base 78 to 527 and encodes 149 amino acids. Gene Ontology annotation, molecular function: structural constituent of ribosome. NCBI's taxonomy places the organism in Eukaryota, Metazoa, Arthropoda, Insecta, Lepidoptera, Pieridae. The transcript has 2 exons. Gene Ontology annotation, biological process: translation.
CUGAAUCAUAUUUUUCAUUUUGGUUCUGUUAACCUAUCUACACAGGCAAACAUUUAUAUUAAAUAUUUUAUUUUAAAAUGUUUAAAACAUUUUUAUGUAAUUUUAGUAAUAAUAUAUCGCGAAGCUUCCACACCUCACAAUGUUUAAAUGAAGUAAGAUUACUGUCAAGGUUAAGGGUAGUGGAUAACUCGGAUAUCGGAAAACGAGCAAUGGCUGAGGGUAAACCUCCUAAAAUUAUUUGUGUCUAUAAUAAACGGCGUGUUGGUUUAAUUGGAGAUAGAGUACUAGUAGCUAUUAAGGGACAAAAGAAAAAAGGUAUUCUUGUGGGACUGAAACAAACACAGAAGUCUAAAGUUCCAAAAUUUGACAGCAACAAUGUUGUUUUAAUUGAUGAUAAUGGAACUCCCCUAGGCACUCGCAUUCAUGUUCCUAUCCCAACAAUAUUGCGGACAAUUCUAAAGGAAAGAACACAUUCCAAAGGAGCAGACUACACCAAACUUCUAGGAAUAGCCACACGUUUUGUAUAGUGUAAAUGUUAAUUUAUUAGGAUUAAUAUACAAGUUAGAGCUUUU